AUGGAAUUGUUCAAGUCGGAUGAAGUCCUGAAGAGCGAGGAUGAGAAAAAUUCGCUCACCUCUGAAAAAGAGACACAAAAGAAGCUUGAAGCUCUGCUAUUUAUCCGAGACUUAGCAAUUCAGCUGGGACUUUCUCAGUCCUGCGUAGCUACUGCGCAAGUCUACUUCCACAAAGUAAUACGAGCCAUAGUUCGCUGUAACAAACAGCAUUGGGAAGUUCGACAGUCUCCACUUAGCAGGCGCCUGCAUUUUUCUAGCUGCAAAAGCCCUGGAGCAGCCCAAGCACCUGGAAAAUGUAUGUAGGCGGUUCUACGUGCUCCGCUCAACUAUUCAGACUUCCCUUAACCCCAGGUUACAAGUUCCUCCCUUAUCAGAUUCGAUGCUGAGAAGGCUUGCAAAAAAUAUUGAAUUUUAUGAGUUUUGGCUUCUAAAUGAGAUAGGAUUUAAUUUUGAGAUUCCUCUUCCAUAUCCAUACAUUCACAAUUUUAUCUUCCCACUAAACAUAUCACCUCAGACGAGGAAAAACGUACUGAGAUACGCGUGCAACUUCGCUAACGACUGUUUCCGAACUACUCUGGCUUUGCAAAAGAGCGCGGAAAAUAUAGCUGAAGCUUGCAUUUUCUUGGCAGUGAAAUUUCUGCAACUUGAGAUGCCAGUCCCAGCAGAUCAAGAUACUGUAGCAAUAAUCAGGGAUUUAUAUAGACAUAGCUAA
Molecule: messenger RNA, 712 nt
Organism: Blepharisma stoltei
Lineage: Eukaryota; Ciliophora; Heterotrichea; Heterotrichida; Blepharismidae
Source: the annotation of a GenBank genome assembly